Prorocentrum cordatum is the source of this 574-nucleotide messenger RNA. The record is from the annotation of a GenBank genome assembly. Lineage: Eukaryota; Dinophyceae; Prorocentrales; Prorocentraceae.
AUGUCUGGCAAGCAGCGGUACCACUCCGCCUUCCCGCACCCCAAGCCGGCGAAGGAGAUCUACUCCUCGCGCCCCACGGGCUCGGGGUGGCCAGAGCAGUGCCCGCCGAUCAAGGCGGCGCAGGCUUUCGGGUGGGACGUCAUCAACCCUCUGGACAUCGAGUUCGUGUACGGGGAGGACGGAUGGGAGAUCGCAGAGGUCACCGAGGUGGACGGCGACGACCUUCGUGUGCGCUCGGGGGUGAAGCCCCAUGACCAGGACCGUGGCGGUGUCGGCCACCCCGACGCGGCGGUUUGCCCCACAAGAUCUCCCCGCACGUGUAUCCCGAGAUCCGGCACCAGGUGAAGGUGUCCACGUUUCUUUUCUUGAAGACCCCGCCUGGCUGGGCGGUGCUGCAGAGCGACAUACCGAACCUGCAGCGGCCUUUCCGCGUCCUGGCCGCGCUCUUGGACACCGACUGGUAUUUCCCGGACGGGUUUGGGAUGAGGUGGAAGGGCCGCCUCGGGAAAUUGGAUCCUGCUCCGAUCUGCCCGCUCCCACGAGAUCCAGGGCGGGUUGUUCGGGCGGGAGGAGG